Messenger RNA from Phyllotreta striolata, 2519 nucleotides. The record is from the annotation of a GenBank genome assembly. NCBI's taxonomy places the organism in Eukaryota, Metazoa, Arthropoda, Insecta, Coleoptera, Chrysomelidae.
UUCUGCUUGCUUUCAAGAAUGAAAAUUGUAAAUUCGGCAAAGAUCAAAAUUUAUCACAUAAUAUUGUUUAAUAUCAAAUUUAUGAAUUAUUCUAAUUAGAUAACAACUUAACAUUGUUUUAGUUUAUUUUAAAGAUAUAAAAAUGACUUCGAUAAUAAAAGUACAAGCCUUAUCCGGCGCCAAAGAUGAAUCUCCCCCUUGUUACCUGUUACAGGUUGACGAUGUUAGAAUUCUUUUAGAUUGUGGUUGGGAUGAAAAAUUUGAUAUGGAAUUCAUAAAAGAACUAAAGAGGCAUGUACAUACAAUAGAUGCAGUGUUAAUUUCUUACCCGGAUAACAAUCAUUUAGGAGCUCUACCUUAUGCCGUGGGUAAAUUAGGUUUAAAUUGUCCAAUAUACGCUACUAUACCAGUAUACAAAAUGGGUCAGAUGUUUAUGUACGAUCUCUACCAAUCCCAGUACAAUAUGAAAGAAUUUUGCAUAUUUUCCCUUGAUGAUGUCGAUGCUACGUUCGAAAAGGUUGUUCAAUUAAAAUAUAACCAAACAGUUCCCUUAAAAGGUAAAGGAUAUGGCAUAACCGUUACACCAUUACCUGCCGGUCACAUGAUUGGAGGAACCAUUUGGAAGAUAAUGAAAGUAGGCGAAGAAGAUAUUGUAUACUGCAACGAUUUUAAUCACAAAAAAGAAAGGCAUUUGAACGGUUGCGAACUAAAGAAACUUCAAAGGCCAUCGUUACUCAUAACAGAUGCAUUCAAUGCUACAUAUCAACAGGCCAGACGAAGGGCGAGAGAUGAAAAAUUAAUGACAAAUAUUCUCCAGACUUUACGAAACCACGGGAACGUUCUGAUAGCUGUAGACACUGCUGGUAGAGUGCUGGAAUUGGCUCACAUGUUAGAUCAACUGUGGAGAAACAAGGAAUCAGGACUUUUGGCUUAUUCAUUGGCUUUUUUGAACAAUGUCAGUUAUAAUGUAGUCGAAUUUGCCAAGUCACAAAUAGAAUGGAUGAGCGAUAAUCUAAUGAGAAGUUUUGAAGGAGCCAGAAAUAAUCCAUUCCAGUUCAAAUAUUUGCAGCUAUGCCACAGUUUAGGGGAACUAAGCAAAGUACCCAGUCCGAAAGUGGUGCUGGCUAGUUCGCCAGAUUUGGAGAGUGGAUUUUCCAGGGAAUUGUUCUUGCAGUGGUGUUCUAAUCCAAAUAACAGUAUUAUAUUAACUACAAGGACCUCACCUGGAACUUUAGCCAGGGAUUUAAUUGACAACGGAGGAGGAAGAAACAUAGACUUGAUAGUAGAGCGAAGGGUUAAAUUAGAAGGAGCAGAACUUGAUGAUUAUGAAAGGCGUCAACGAUCUAAAUAUGACAAAUUAGAAGAUGAGGAGGCCGAUUCUGAUUCAGAUUCCGAUAUUGAAAUGUCAGUCACCUCUAAAGGCAAACAUGACAUUGUUAUCAAACAAGAAGGCAAAAUAUCCACAGGAUUUUUUAAAGUCACCAAAAAGAUGUACCCCAUGUAUCCUUUCAAGGAAGAUAAAAUAAAGUCCGAUGAAUACGGCGAAAUUGUAAAAGCAGAGGAUUACAAAUUAGCUGAAAUUUCAGCCGAAACCGAAGAUAAUAAAGAAAAUAUAGUGAUUAAAAAAGAAGAAGAGGAAAUAACUGAAAUUACUGAACAACCAACCAAAUGUAUAAUUCUCCAACGAACCGUUCAAGUGAGUUGUCAAGUUCAGUACAUCGAUUUCGAAGGUAGAUCAGACGGGGAAUCGUUGAUGAAGAUUUUAACGCAACUGAAACCGAGAAGAGUGAUUGUGGUGCAUGGGACCGAAGAAAAUACGUCCGUUAUAGAAAAACAUUGCUUGGAUAAUUUGGAAGCUAGAGUUUUCACACCAUCCAGAGGCGAAAUAAUCGAUGCCACUAGCGAAACGCACAUUUAUCAGGUGAGGCUGACGGACGCCUUGGUUUCACAACUGAGUUUUCAGAAAGCUAAAGAAGCUGAAGUUGCUUGGCUGGGAGCUCAUAUAGUGCUCAGAGAAAGCCAAGCUGAUGCUAAAAGGAUGAAUUUGGACAAUGAAGAAAUGGAAGUGGAAGAAGAAGAUACGAGAAUCCUAACGCUUGAGCCAUUGCCGGAAAGUAUUCCGCACGAUCCUGUUUUCAUAAAUGAAGUUAAACUUGCCGAGUUCAAACAAGUUUUAGGGAGAAAUAAUAUAAAUUCUGAAUUCUCCGGCGGCACCUUGUGGUGUUCCAAUGGCUCAAUAGCAGUGAGAAAGGUUGAGAACGGCAAAAUAAUGUUGGAGGGUUGUAUAUCCGAAGAUUAUUAUAAGGUUAAAGAAUUGUUGUACGAACAGUACGCUAUUUUAUAGUUUUGUAAAUUUGUUCAAUUUAUUUUUAUGCAAAUUAUACAAAACGUCUAAUUUAUAAGUUCUUAAAAGUCGCAAACUUGUAAUUAUAAUACAAAUAUUUUUUUUAUAUUACUUCAAUUUAAAAUGUAAUUCAUCUGUAAAUUUAUUUUACACGUUUCAAUAUAUUUUCACGUUC